This is a messenger RNA of Saprolegnia diclina VS20, 843 nucleotides long. RefSeq lists its product as hypothetical. The record is from RefSeq and is a predicted model, not a curated record. The transcript is spliced from 2 exons. Lineage: Eukaryota; Oomycota; Saprolegniomycetes; Saprolegniales; Saprolegniaceae. The coding region runs from base 1 to 843 and encodes 280 amino acids.
AUGAGCUCUCGACUGCGGCAUGUCGCUGACGUCCUCUUGCUGCUUGGCGCGUCGCCGACGUCACCGUCCAACGAGACCAACACAUUUUACGUUGCUUUUCGCAAUUCCAUUCAGUCGAUCAAGCUCAGCGACGACGUCAACCUCGUCACCUACGACCAAACCGGCCGCAACGGCGACAACGCGACCUGGUAUCUCUCCACUGUUUACACGGGCAAGUGGGUCGGCCGCAUCGUCUCGUUCGAAGUGCGCAAUGCAACGACGCUGCCGACACAGCCGGUCGGAACCAUCGAGGCGCCCUGGCGCUUCCUUGGCACAUGGGAAGGCUUCAUGGUGGUGCGCUUAGCUGCCCGGAGCUCACGUCCCGAGUGCAAUUUAGUGAACGGCGUCAUCUGCCUUCUUGGUGAGAACGUCGAUGACCUCUUGCCGCUGCUGGAUGCGUACGAGUGGAUUCGGACCAGCGGCAACAACGAUACGAGUCUCUCAAAGUUUCCAGCGCCGUGCGGACCCGCGCGUCGAGAGCACUGGGGUAACGACGGGUGCUCUGUCGCGAGUGACUGGUGCUUUCAGGCCGCGCGGCGGCUCCCGCUUUUCGAAGUGCGCGGCAGCCUCUCGCCCACAGUGUCUCCGGCGCUGUGCUGGCGUGGCAGCGCAUACAAGACGCUUACUGCGUCAAGAAUGAUCUUUGGCCCGCGUGCCACCUCGUUCCUAGCGUCGCAACCUGCGAGACCUGUGCAGCGCGACUGCUUGUCGACAACAAUAACGCGCGAGGUGACGUCCUCCGGCGGUGCCGUGGUCCGCUCGUGUCUUGCUCUGCGGACGUCAACGUAUGCACGCCCUUCGUGA